This is a messenger RNA of Cyprinodon tularosa, 1145 nucleotides long. It is a transcript of the gene tuba5, whose product is annotated as tubulin alpha 5. Gene Ontology annotation, biological process: mitotic cell cycle; microtubule cytoskeleton organization. NCBI's taxonomy places the organism in Eukaryota, Metazoa, Chordata, Actinopteri, Cyprinodontiformes, Cyprinodontidae. The record is from RefSeq and is a predicted model, not a curated record. Gene Ontology annotation, cellular component: microtubule; cytoplasm. Gene Ontology annotation, molecular function: GTP binding; structural constituent of cytoskeleton.
AUGGAGAUUGAGCCUUACUGUGGUAGACUUCGCAUCACUUCCAAGGAGCCCAUGACGGCUUGCAUGACUCUACGGUGGUGUCUGUUGUCACCUUUGGUUGGAGCAGAUGUUAAUGAACGAUUGGUGCUAAACCGGAACAACCAGCUAUCAUUGGACUACAGCAAGAAAUCCAAGUUGGAGUUUGCCAUAUACCCGGCUACCCAGGUGUCCACUGCAGUGGAGGAGCCCUACAACGCCAGUGCCCUCCACACCACCUUGGAGCACUCUGAUUGUGCCUUCAUGGUGGACAACGAGGCCAUCUACAACAUCUGUCGCUGCAACAAGAACAUAGAGACCCCUGGUUACAUCAACCUCAACAGGCUGAUCGGUUAAAUUGUUUCCUCAAUUACCGCCUCGCUUCGCUUUGAUGCUGCCUUCAAUGGUUAUCUGACGGAGUUCCAGACCAGCCUGGUCCCUUUUCCAUGUGUCCACUUCCUGCUGGUUACUUACUCGCCCAUCAUCUCAGCUGAGAAGGCCUACCAUGAGCAGCUGAGCAUGGCAGAGAUCACCAGCUCUUGCUUCGAACCGACCAAUCAGAUGGUCUAGUGUGAUCCUUGUCAUGAAAAGUAUAUGGAAUGAUGCAUGAUGUAAGGCGACGUUGUCCUGAAGGAUGUCAAUGCUGCCACAGCUAAUAUAAAGACCAGGCGCUCUAUCCAGUUUGUUGACUGGUGUCCCACAGGCUUUAAGGUCAGCAUUAUUUACCAGCGUCCCACUGCGAUGCUCGGCAGAGGGCAGUGCAUGCUGAGCAACACCCCCACGAUAGCUGAGGCCUGGUCCCGCCUCAACCACAAGUUCGACUUCAUGUAUGCCAAACGAGCGUUCAUCCACUGGUACUUUGGCGAAGGCAUGGAGGAGGGGGAGAUUACAGAAGCCAGAGAAGACAAGGCCUGUUUGGAGAAAGAUUAAGAAGAACUGGGUCAGCUGAACUCUGAAGACAAGGAUGAAGAAGUCUGAAAUUUAGUAUCUGGAUUUUUUUUAUGUUUUCCUAAAAGGACAGAGUUAGAAACUUCUUAUUUCAUUUUUUUUUCUUACUUAGCCUGUUGUUUUCAGAGGCAAAAUUGAAACUGGACUUGAAUUUUACUUUGAAAUUAAAGGGAAUUAAUUUG